AUGGACUACUCAAUUGUUAGCGCAACACUGUUGUUGAGCUACUCGGCUGUUAGUGCAACUUUGCUGUUGAGCUACUCAGUUGUUAGCGCAACUAUGAUGUUGAGCUACUCAGCUGUUAGCGCAACUUUGCUGAUGGCGCAUCUUCAGCAGAUGUCAUCUCUGAUAUAUGCAUCAGAGACCAACAUGGACAAGUACAUAAAGAUUGCUGAUCAUUUGCCUGGAAAGACAGUUCGUGAUGUGGCAUUUCGCAUCAAAUGGAUAAUUGAAAAGGAAAUUAUGAAAAAAGAUAAAAUGGGUUCAAAGAAAUUGGAUGAUGACAAAUCAAAUAUCUUUUUGGGUUCUAUUAAUUCACAUGAGACUGACUCAUACAAAGCUACAUUAGGCGUAGUUGGAGAGCUGUUGGAAGAAAACAACAAAAUUUCUGAUCAAAUUACCUCAAAUUUCAGCUUUCUCGAGAUACAUACAAAUUCCAAUCUCUUAAGCCAAAUAAGGAAUAACAUAUUUAAAAUGUUUAGCUACAUGGACGAAGAUAUAGAGAUAAUGAAGAACCUGCCGCCAAUUCCUGAUAAGAUUAACAUUGAUGUUGCAAACUUGUUCCUAGGACCUUCUUAG
Impatiens glandulifera is the source of this 612-nucleotide messenger RNA. RefSeq lists its product as uncharacterized. The coding region runs from base 1 to 612 and encodes 203 amino acids. The transcript has 7 exons. NCBI's taxonomy places the organism in Eukaryota, Viridiplantae, Streptophyta, Magnoliopsida, Ericales, Balsaminaceae. The record is from RefSeq and is a predicted model, not a curated record.